AGUAUGAAGAGUUGAUGGAGGCCUUCAAAACUUUGCAUAAAGAAUGUGAACAGCUCAAGACAUCUGGAUUUUCUACAGCAGAAAUAAGAAGGGAUAUCAGUGCAAUGGAAGAAGAAAAGGAUCAGCUCAUUAAGAGAGUUGAACGUUUGAAGAAAAGGGUGGAGACAGUUCAGAAUCAUCAACGGAUGCUUAAAAUAGCAAGGCAACUUCGAGUUGAGAAAGAGAGAGAAGAAUUUCUUGUACAACAGAAACAGGAACAAAAGAAUCAGCUAUUUCAUGCAGUGCAGAGAUUGCAGAGGGUACAAAACCAGCUGAAAAGUAUGCGCCAUGCUGCAGCAGAUGCAAAGCCUGAAAGUCUAAUGAAGAGGCUAGAGGAGGAGAUAAAAUUUAAUUCAUAUAUGGUAACUGAAAAAUUUCCUAAAGAAUUAGAGAACAAGAAAAAGGAAUUGCAUUUUUUACAAAAAGUGGUUUCAGAACCAGCUAUGGGCCAUUCUGAUCUUCUUGAACUUGAAUCUAAAAUAAAUGAAAUAAACACACAGAUCAAUCAGCUGAUUGAAAAGAAAAUGAUGAGAAACGAGCCAAUUGAAAGCAAACUCUCACUAUAUAGGCAACAGGCAUCAAUCAUUUCUCGUAAAAAAGAAGCAAAAGCUGAGGAACUUCAGGAGGCCAAAGAGAAGUUAACCAGCCUAGAGAGAGAAGUGUCAUUAAAGACAAAUCAGACCCGUGAAUUUGGUGGUACUGAAGUUUUGAAGGGAGAUGAGUUCAAACGUUAUGUCAGUAAACUUCGAAGCAAGAGUACAGUUUUCAAAAAGAAGCAUCAAAUAAUAGCUGAAUUUAAAGCUGAAUUCGGUCUCUUGCAGAGGACUGAAGAACUUCUUAAGCAACGUCAUAAGAAUAUUCAACAUCAACUGCAAACUAUUGAGGAGAAAAAGGGUAUAUCUGGAUAUAGUUACACCCAAGAAGAGCUAGAAAGAGUGUCUGCACUGAAGAGUGAAGUUGAUGAAAUGAAAGGACGAACACUGGAUGACAUGUCUGAAAUGGUAAAAAAACUGAAUUCACUGGUAUCUGAGAAGAAGUCAGCUCUAGCUCCAGUUUUAAAAGAACUACGACAGUUGCGUCAGAAAUGUCAAGAAUUAACCCAGGAGUGUGAUGAAAAGAAAUCCCAGUAUGAUAGCUGUGCAGCGGGCCUCGAAAGCAAUCGAUCCAAAUUAGAACAGGAAGUUAGAGGACUUCGUGAAGAAUGUCUUCAAGAAGAAAGUAGAUACCAUUAUACAAAUUGUAUGAUUAAGAACCUAGAAGUUCAACUUCGUCGUGCUAUUGAUGAGAUGAAGGUAUAUGUCUCUUCCGAUCAGCAAGAAAAAAGAAAGGCAAUUAGGGAACAGUAUACCAAAAAUAUUGCUGAACAAGAAAACCUUGGAAAGACGCUUCGGGAAAAACAAAAAGCUGUACGAGAAAGUCAUGGUCCAAAUAUGAAACAAGCAAAAAUGUGGCGUGAUUUUGAACAAUUGAUGGAAUGUAAGAAACAGUGCUUUCUGAAACAACAAAGCCAAACUUCCAUUGGUCAGGUAAUUCAGGAGGGAGGAGAGGACCGGCUGAUACUCUGAAUUCUUAUGUCAUUGUUUAGAAUUUUAGUUGAUACUACUAACUAUAAGCAUGAUCCUAUUAUAUAUUUCUUUUCUUGAAAGUGAUUUGUAAAACAUUUUGCUUUCAGAUUAGGUAUUCUUUAUUAAGACUUCUUGGAAAAUAAUGUUAAGGUAGAUUUAGAGUUUAAAGUUUUUUCAUUUAAAAUAAGGCUUUCAUUGUUUUGCUUAGUUUAGACUUCAGUGGUGUCUUCUGAGUUUUACAAGACAGGAGGCUAAGUUUACUAUCUGUAAAUGUAAACAUAUGUCCAUUAAGAAGCAUGUAGUUUUUAAAAAUGUAAUAACCCAAUGGCUUAAUGUUUUUCUUAAUGUUUUUUUAACUUUAGAGGAAUCUUUUAGGAACUAAUAUCUCUUGUUUUGAAGAAACAUUUAUCUGAAGUUCAGCAAUUCCUACAGUUUCACUUCAGUUUCUUUUUCUUCUGUAAAAUGCAAAAAAAAAAUUAAUAUUUUGAAUAACAAAUUUGUUCUAUUUGUAUAAUUUAAAGGCAAAUAAAACUUGGUACAUAUAUCAUGGCUGUUUA
Microcebus murinus (gray mouse lemur) is the source of this 2161-nucleotide messenger RNA. The record is from RefSeq and is a predicted model, not a curated record. NCBI's taxonomy places the organism in Eukaryota, Metazoa, Chordata, Mammalia, Primates, Cheirogaleidae.